Daucus carota subsp. sativus is the source of this 1267-nucleotide messenger RNA. RefSeq lists its product as uncharacterized. NCBI's taxonomy places the organism in Eukaryota, Viridiplantae, Streptophyta, Magnoliopsida, Apiales, Apiaceae. Bases 78 to 1046 code for a protein of 322 amino acids. The transcript has 5 exons. The record is from RefSeq and is a predicted model, not a curated record.
CUUGUUAUUAUUAUUUUCUAUAUGUCAUAAUUGUAGACGAAGACGAAGCUCCGAUAAGACGCAGGGGAAAGACUACGAUGGAGAAAGUCCAUACGAGGUCAGUACUCAAAAGAGUUGUCAUUGGAAUGAAUGACAAGCUCCAACCAGUAGCAGAUGAUGAUAAAACUAGAGCUGAGCUAGGUAGUUUUUUGGGAACAUUACGGAGGUGUGUUCCACUAUCUUACACAAAUUGGUCUAAAGUUCCUAAAAGCUUGAAGACUAAUUUAUGGAGUUAUGUGCAGCAACGAUACAUUAUUCCCGACGAAUUGGAAAGGUAUUGUCUCGAGUCAAUUCGUGAUUCCUGGAGGGGGUGCAAGAGUCGCAUUAAAACGAAUCAUUAUAAGAAAUAUGAGACUGAUGAGGAGAGGCUAGCAAACAGGCCAGAGGAUAUUCCAUUGGAGGAAUUCAAACAGCUAUUGGUGCAUUGGGCAGAUCCAAAAGAACAGAAAAAGUCUGUGACAAAUACGGAAAAUCGUAAAUGCUAUACGGACACACACACUGCUGGUCCCGUAUCGUUUGCCCAAAUUCGGAAGAAACUGCCCGAAGCAUCAGAUGCAGAAGUUUUUUUAAAAACUCGCAAGAGAAAUUCCAAAAACGAGUACAAGUCCAAUACUGCUGUGAUGAACUACAGACUUGAGAAAAUUGAAAAAGCAGUGAAUACAGGGGAAGGUAGUUCUAACAUUGAUGAUCUUGUCACUAAUGGUAAAACACAUGGCCCGUCUUGGCUUAUUGGACGAACAAUCAAGUCUGCCGAGGUUCCAACCCCUCCUGCCACGAACACUUACAUCCAGGAGUUGACAUCUCAGAUCAGGCAAAAUCUCGAAGUGGAAAUUGAAGCCAAGGUAAAAAAAGAUGUCCAGGAAGAAGUAGAUUCAAAGCUCGCUAUGGUUCUGAAAAAGUUAAGCGAGGCAAAUCCAAAUUUACAAAUUAAUUUAGGAGAUCUUUGUGCCACCAUUUCUAGUGACAAUGACAAUGGUACUCCGUUGACCAGGGAUGCAAGCUCUUAGGUUAUAACGAAGUUAUCAUAGUACACUAAGUGAUCUUUUGGUACUAAUUAUAUAUUAGAUGUCGCUGUUUAUCUAGGACAACUAUGGAUAUUUACUUUUGUUGAAAAUGAUAGUCUGAUGAACUUGCCUAUGUAUGUCUAGCAGUUGAACAUUUGCGACUGUGAUAUAUAUAUAUUCUGGUACUUCGAAUUAUCUAGAUGGUGAUUUCAUCUUUGGUGUUA